AUGUCCAGUUUUCCAUCGCGGAACCAACACCUUCCAACCCUCAGCUGUGAAUUCUGCCGACAACGCAAGAUCAAAUGCGACAAGCUGAACCCAUGCACAAACUGCCAAAAAGCCGGCAUCAAUUGCGAAUCAGUCCGUCGCAAGAGACUCCCUCGAGGGCGCCAUGCGAACAACAAGCCGGGCGGAACUACGCAAGAUCUGAGGGAUAAGAUCGCCAGAUUGGAGGCUCUUGUGAAUGUAGCAAUAGCCGAGUCUUCUUCUGGUACUAGUAUAGUAGGAUCUGGGAAAGGAGAUGCCAGCACAGCCUCUGCCUUCACGGAAAAUGGCUGGACCUUGACUUCGGCGGAUAGUCAGAAACCAACGGCGCCAUCGCCCGCCGUCAGUGGUUCUACGACGGACAGCAGACCAGUGGCUCCCCAGUUUUGGUCUAAUGUGAUGACGGAGAUUCACGGAGUUCAGGGGAUGGUAAGCGAGGACACAGAUGACGAGGAUGACCGGGUUGAGGAACAUGAGAAGCCGUUCCGGACUCCUACUUCUUCUUCCUACUUAAUGGGGUUGUCGCUGGGACGGCUGGGUCGUUUGCAUUCUCUGUCACUGCGGCCAUCCCGCGCGGUCACGGAUGCAUUAUGUGACAUAUUUCUUAACCAUGUUGACCGGAUAAUCAAGGUGCUACAUCGGCCUUCUCUGAAGCAACAUUUGCUAGAUGGGACGCCCUACCCGACUUGCAAAGACUCCCCCAACGCAGAGAAUGCGCUGGACACGGCUGUCUUUUACGCGGCCGUCGCUAGCAUGACAGACCGCCAAUGCCAGCAACUCUUCCAGUGUGCCAGGAUGGACGUGCUGCCGGAAUACCAAAGCGCCUGCGAAACCGCUUUGGAGAGAGCGGACUUGAUGCGAACAACCGAUAUUACAGUUUUGCAGGCCUUUGUGCUGUAUCUGGUUGCAACCCGAGCUCAUGAUAAAUCGCGUGCUGUAUGGACUUUACUGGCUACAGCAGUUCGCAUCGCUCAAGCGCUUAACCUCCAUGUUGAAUCUCUCCAUCCAACGGAAACAUUCUUCGACCGGCAGAUGCGCAAACGGCUAUGGCUUACAAUAUGUGUCCUGGAUGUACAAACAAGCAUUGACCCAGAUUCACUGCCACUGAUUCCUCUUGAAAUGACGCAGAUUGCGCUGCCGCGCAAUGUAAACGACACGGACUUUGAUAUCUCUUACAAAGGCCACGAUUUACCAGAGCGCCAGGAAGUGACAGACAUGACUUUCCCACUUGUGAUUUACAGUCUACAAGCGUUUGGACGACGGUUGUAUUACACAGAGCCACAGCAAUGGUCCGCGCAUGAGGAACUAGUGGCCUCUUUUCAUAACAUAACCUCACAACUCACCAAGUAUUGCAACCCAGACGAUAGUAACUAUUCAUGGUUUGUCCAUUAUGGGACACAGUCGCUGGAAGCAGCGGCGCGAUUGCAUAUCUUCAGACGAUUCGCGUCCAUGAGAGACAACAUGCCAUCAUUCAAUCAAGAGCGUCCAUCUAUUCUCGCACUAUGCGCCAAAGUCAUUGAAAACGCACCUCGUAUACAGAAUGACGAACGAGGUGAGGGAUUCAGAUGGUAUGUUACACCACAAUGGCCUACAGUAGUUGUUGCCAUCAGAGAGUGCUACAUCUCUACCGACCCAACUCUUGUCAUGCAAGUGUGGCCAUUGAUUGAAGAUGUCUUCGAGCACUAUAAGAAAGCACAUGCCGACCCCAAUGGAAGGGCAAAGACAAGAAUGAUAAGGAAAUUGAUGGAGAGAACGAGAGAAAGAGUCAAUGCUCUCAUUCAGUCAACUUCUGUCGACAGUCAAAAUAUAGUCCCAACUCUAGAUUUUGGGUCUCUACCUCAAGAGCCUGGAGAACCUCUAGAUGACACUACAAUGGCCAACAUUGAGAAGCAAUCUUUCGACCCGAUGGAUCCCUCAUGGGCCGUUGGAUGGGAUGAUUUGAUCAAUGAAUUGUCUUACGGGGCUUUUCCUAGCGGCGAAUUCGGCGACUGGAAACUGGCCGACAACUUGUUUGGUUAG
This is a messenger RNA of Talaromyces atroroseus, 2055 nucleotides long. RefSeq lists its product as hypothetical. Gene Ontology annotation, molecular function: DNA binding; DNA-binding transcription factor activity, RNA polymerase II-specific; zinc ion binding. Lineage: Eukaryota; Fungi; Ascomycota; Eurotiomycetes; Eurotiales; Trichocomaceae. The record is from RefSeq and is a predicted model, not a curated record. The transcript has 2 exons. The coding region runs from base 1 to 2055 and encodes 684 amino acids. Gene Ontology annotation, biological process: regulation of DNA-templated transcription; DNA-templated transcription.